AUGAUCCAAACAGCUGUCCCCGAAAUCUUCGAGGAUGACUCGACAUCGGUGGUAGAGAUCCGCACAGAGAACUUGCAGGCUCUACGAGAAUUGGGCCCGCCGGAUCUGGUGCACCUCGUCAAGCAGCCCGUCAAGUCGACCAGCAAGCAGGUCGGAGUCUAUCACCACGUUACCGGUACAGAUGCCUCGUCCUCUGCCAGUCUCGCAGCCUACAUCAACACCCUCGUCUACUCUCCCCAUGACAAGACCAACAAGGUCACCUCCGGUCUCUACUGCUGCUACAAUGCCUUUUCCCGCCUCGACAUGCGCGUUCAAGUCCAGAUUCCUGGCACCGUAGAAAGCUACUGCGUCAACGAGCGUGGUGACAAGCUCGAAGCUUCCGACGAACACUGGCUCGAAACGUACCUGUGCAGCGUCCUGCGCGCCUACUCGUACGCCGAUGACGGCUCCGGGGACACAAUCAAGAAGAUUGUUGGCGUCCGUCGCUUCAACCCCAUCACAAACACCGAGGCCGAGCACAAGUUCCUGGACGCUGCUGAGCGUCUGUUCUUUGCUGGCUGGCAGCUAGGCUCCGACCCCGAGAUUCAAGUCCCAAACCUCGUAUCGAACCAUCUCACCACUGGCCUCCUAAACUACAUCCGCACCACUGGCCGCUACACCUCAGGAAUCAACUUAUUCGAGAAGCUGCGCACGCGCGACCCCGAGAUCUGCUCCCUCCUCGCCCGUGUCUACAUUAUGGGAGACGAAGAAGUCAAGGCUGUACAACUGCUCCGUGAGGCCAUUCAUCAGAUGCCCAUGGACUACCCCUUGCUCGACUGCCAGGCCGAAUAUUGUUUGUCCAAGGGCAGAAGCGACUUGGCGCUGGAGAUUGCGAAGCGAAGCGUCAUCUCAGCUCCCAGCGAGUUCGCUACCUGGGCGAGACUGGCCGAAGUCUACAUCAGUCUCGAGCAGUGGGACAUGGCUCUGUUGACCCUCAACUCGUGCCCCAUGUUCACCUACCAGGACAAGGAUUCACCACGCAUGCCCGAACCUGCUCGCGUCUCUCUUCCACUUGCGCCAGAAGCCAUGUGCGACGAGAUUGACGACUCUAACACUGUAGGAGAAGAACUCGUACACCCCAACCUGCGUAGAUUGAGCGCUGCAAACUACAAGGGAACUUUCCAAAAAGCAUACUCUCUGUUGACCGAGGUGACGAAGCGCAUUGGCUGGGACCACCUUCUCAAGAUCCGUAGUCAGGUUUUUGUCAUGGAGGAAGAGUACCGCCACGAGAGACAAGCCGUUGUCCAGCAGGAAGCCCACUCACGCAGCGCUAGUACUACUGCUCUGCGAAGUCCUGCUGCUACUGACGACCGACCAUCAACUGCUGGGUCAGUCUUCACAAACGGCGACACGCCUCCCGCAUCUGCUUCGCUCGGCGACGAUGUGUCCAAGCCACAACACACCGUCAACGCAGUGCCAUCCAUGGAAACCCCUGACCCUCAGCCACCAGCGGCUGAUCCACAACAUAUACAAUACACCCAAUUCCAGCACAAGCGUCUUUGUGAGCGCUGGCUGGACAAUCUCUUCAUGGUCUUGUACGAGGACUUGCGCAUCUACACCAUCUGGAGAACGGAAGCUCAGCAAUACAAGUCGCAACAACUCGCCUACAAGAAGUCCGCCGACGAGUGGGAGAUUUUGGGUGAACUUGCAGAUCGCCUGCACAGACCCGAUGAUGCAGCUGAAGCAUGGGAAGCUUGCCUCAACAUGCGCUUUUCGCCAAAGGCCAUGCGCGGUAUUCUGUCUGCAUAUGAGAGGUACGGUGACGUGCGCGGAGAAUUGGGUGCUCUGAUCAGACUCAUCGCUUGGCAGUACAAGUGGUACUCAGAGUUCUCACCAUCUUUGGUCCAUGUUAUCCGGAAGUUGAUCGAAGAAGAAGGCGCCGUCAAGGUCAGGAGCAUCAUCCAGGCGACAUCUCUUCCUCAGCAUAUUCUGGAUCUGACACAUCAAUACGCUGGUCUGUGUGCGGCCUUCAGGAGUAGCGGAAGCGAGGCUUGA
Aureobasidium melanogenum CBS 110374 is the source of this 2034-nucleotide messenger RNA. RefSeq names its product chaps-domain-containing protein. Gene Ontology annotation, cellular component: exomer complex. Lineage: Eukaryota; Fungi; Ascomycota; Dothideomycetes; Dothideales; Saccotheciaceae. The coding region runs from base 1 to 2034 and encodes 677 amino acids. The record is from RefSeq and is a predicted model, not a curated record. The transcript has 5 exons. Gene Ontology annotation, biological process: Golgi to plasma membrane transport. Gene Ontology annotation, molecular function: protein binding.